AUGAGAUUUGAUAAGCGUAUAAUAAUUAAAAAAAAAGAGACAAAACUAUUGGAGACAUAAUANAAGACACUGAAAUUCAAAAACUAAAACAAAAUGAAAAUGAAAAAAAUAAAUAAUUAGAAGAAAAGAAUUUAAAACUCAAACAAAUAGAAAAUGAAAAAACCUAAUUAGAAUAAAAUAUUAGAGCUAAAGACACUGAAAUUCAAAAACUAAAACAAAAUGAAAAUGAAAAAAAUAAAUAAUUAGAAGAAAAGAAUUUAAAACUCAAACAAAUAGAAAAUGAAAAAACCUAAUUAGAAUAAAAUAUUAGAGCUAAAGACACUGAAAUUCAAAAACUAAAACAAAAUGAAAAUGAAAAAAAUAAAUAAUUAGAAGAAAAGAAUUUAAAACUCAAACAAAUAGAAAAUGAAAAAACCUAAUUAGAAUAAAAUAUUAGAGCUAAAGACACUGAAAUUCAAAAACUAAAACAAAAUGAAAAUGAAAAAAAUAAAUAAUUAGAAGAAAAGAAUUUAAAACUCAAACAAAUAGAAAAUGAAAAAACCUAAUUAGAAUAAAAUAUUAGAGCUAAAGACACUGAAAUUCAAAAACUAAAACAAAAUGAAAAUGAAAAAAAUAAAUAAUUAGAAGAAAAGAAUUUAAAACUCAAACAAAUAGAAAAUGAAAAAACCUAAUUAGAAUAAAAUAUUAGAGCUAAGGACACUGAAAUUCAAAAACUAAAACAAAAUGAAAAUGAGAAAACUUAUUUUGAAUUAGAGAUAAAGCUAAAGAUACUGAAUAUCUAAAACUUAAAUAAACACAAAAUGAAGACUUAGAUCGUAUAAUGA
Paramecium pentaurelia is the source of this 824-nucleotide messenger RNA. Lineage: Eukaryota; Ciliophora; Oligohymenophorea; Peniculida; Parameciidae. The record is from the annotation of a GenBank genome assembly.